Spizellomyces punctatus DAOM BR117 is the source of this 1266-nucleotide messenger RNA. RefSeq lists its product as uncharacterized. Bases 1 to 1266 code for a protein of 421 amino acids. The record is from RefSeq and is a predicted model, not a curated record. The transcript has 2 exons. Lineage: Eukaryota; Fungi; Chytridiomycota; Chytridiomycetes; Spizellomycetales; Spizellomycetaceae.
AUGGAGCAAAUACUGCAUCCGGACAACCAGCGAAUGAUAGGAAACCUUGUACCUCACAAUUUAGAAGAUGACUAUCAACCCGGCGAGAACAGCACCAUGUUCUGUCCACCACAACAGUUCUGGCUCGUUCUAGGUGGAGAUGAUCCGUUCUGUUUAUACUCUGCGUCGCAUGGAUCAUUGCCAGUACCGGUAGCUCAUGAACUCCACAUCGGCAUGUGGCAUCACGGUAGGCUUCUAUACUCACUUGACGUCAGUGACAGACAGGCGCUAGAUCAAGCGUGGGUGUGGGAUAAUCCCCAUGAUGUUCGAAUACGUCGCAAUUAUAACAGAACAAGUUCGAAUAUUUACAACAUGACACUAGAUUAUGGACUGGGAAUUCUGGGGAGCUUGAGUCUACUUCGGAAUUCACCAUCGGCGGCAAUAUAUGAACAGAUGAGUCCCAAUCGGAGACUUGAGUUACAACAGUUUGUCAUUGCUCGUCCGAACCUGCGAUUCGACAGUACCAUUUAUGACCGAGCAUAUGAACAACACCUAAACUUUGAUACAGCUCUUUACAGUACCUUUUAUCAUCAACAUGUAGUACCUCGAACUCAACAACCGAUUGACAUUCCUGCGGCACUUACAGCUCAAGAACCUCAACAACCGAGUGACAUUCCUGCGGCAACUCCAGCUCAACAACCGAGUGACAUUCCUGCGGCAACUCCAGCUCAACAACCGAGUGACAUUCCUGCGGCAACUCCAGCUCAACAACCGAGUGACAUUCCUGCGGCAACUCCAGCUCACCAACUGAGUGACAUUCCUGCGGCACUUCCAGCUCAAGAAGCUCAACAACCGAGUGACAUUCCUGCGGCACUUCCAGCUCAAGAACCUCAACAACCUCAACAACCGAGUGACAUUCCUUUGAUAGCGCCAAGACCAGUUGUCCCUCCCCUAAACAUUGUCCCUUCUGCGGUGGAGCCUAACCCAUGCGGAAUAUCUGCAUAUCCGAGCUCCUUCAAACUACACUUCCUCUGUUAUGCCCUUUAUGCCGUCAUCGAUUUACUAGUUCUGAUCUCAGUAGUUCUACAAGAAGCAGUAGUUCUACAGGAAGCAGUAGUUCUACAGGAAGCAACAACAGACAACGUAGAAGACGAGCAAGAGGAAGAGAAGGAGAAGAACGUCCCUAUGUCUAUCAUGGUCGUACAGUUCGUCAGGAAGGAGAAUCGGAGGAAGCAUAUCAACGUCGUGUUUGUAACGACGAGGACGUCUUCGAGAGAUCGCGAGUAA